CUCAGCCCAAAAUCUGUACACGAAAAAUAAGCCCAUUGAGAAUGGCACACCCUCUUUACCGUCACUCAGGAGAUACUGAGGGAGGGGGGGUGCUCUGAGUUCCUGGUCCUCCUAGCCUCGAUUUGGCCGGACACGACACACUUUCGGAUUUACAGAACAAAAGCAACAACGGACCGAAGGGGGUAGGUACAGUAAGGAAACAAUUUCAAACAAUUAACAAAUCGAUUAUUUAAUUCUAAAGGCGUAUCAUAUCAAGUAUCAGUUUGGGUCUCAACUUGAGACCGCUACAAAGUUCUAGAAUUGUUUCCGAAACGAGAACCCGUUUUGAGGUUCGACGGAUAAAUAAAGCAUCAGGGUCAGACAAACGGUAUUGUUCCCCCGUUUUGUUCUCCAACUUCAGCCAUUAACAAAAGAGAAGAUUGGGAUAUUUUGUUUUCACUUUACCCAACUCCAGAGUGAAGGGGUGAAGUACACGAUUCCGGUGUUUCUGCUGUGCCUCACUGCCUCUGUCAGGGGGGGUCAAACUUGAUUCUGAGGACUGACGACUUGAAGGGAAACAAGGACGACGGAACAAAGCCAGUGCUGGAAAGGACUGGAGUGACGGGCGGUGACAUCACCGAUGGCAACACAGGUUGACCGUAACAGGAGAAUAGGACUGGAGGUAAACAUGAAGGAGUCAUCCCAGUGUGAUGUCACAUGGACAGAGAAUGAAGGCAAGCAUGCCUCCCUGCAUUUCUCCAAGACUUCACACUAUCAGAUCACCAAUGGAAAGAGCAAUCUAUCCUCUGACCCCAGUGCAACAGACAGUGAUGUAAGUGAGGGCAGAGAUGGGGGUGUUAGUUUCAGCACCAACCAUAACUCUGUGGUGUGCCUACCUUUGGUCUCCGAGGGCCUGAAGCUAGUAUGGACACAGUCAGAUCAGACACGUGAGCUUGACACCAUCCCAGAGCUGGUCCAGGCAUUCAAUGUGUUCCCAUACCCAACAUCUCGUGAGGUGAAUGCCUUGGCACGGCUCUGUGCCCUGCCUCUGGACAAAGUCAAGGUCUGGUUCAUGGUGCAGAGAAUCAAAUACGGUAUCAGCUGGGCCUCAGAGGAGAUUGAGGAGACGCGUCGCAAGUUGGCCGGACCUGAGCGGACUAACGACAAUGCAAAUGAGAAGGAGAUAAAAAUGAGGAAUGGGUGUGGGGAAAUAUCUGUGGAGGCAGAGGAUGAUGAUCAAAUUAAUAAUGGUCUUCACUCCUAUCUGCUUCACCCAAGAAAACGAGCCAGACAUGAGACCCCAGAACCCUGCAAACCAGCCGCCACUGUCCAACAUUUCAGUUCCUCUCUCCCACCCCCGCAGGAUUCAUACUACUACCGCCCUCCAGUGGACAUGCCAGCAACUACCGCAACUGAUGCUUCCCUGAGCCUCUCUGAGACCUCACUUGGCUCUCCACAGCAACAACGCGGACGCUACAAAAAGACCAAAGCCCAACUUGCAGUCCUUCGCAGCAGCUUCCUGCGGGAAAACUGGCCCGCAGAGACUGAGCUCCGACGCCUGCAAGAGGAAACCAGCCUGAGCCGCAAUGACAUCCGCAAGUGGUUCAGCGACAGCCGGUACCAGCUUAGAAAUGGGCGUGGACUGCUUGGAACAUCCAUGGUCUAUCCUCAGUUGACCACAGGAGAAGCAAAGAACGAGUCUCAGCAACUUCGACCUCUUCCACUCGUAGCACACAGGCCUCGGGAUCAAGAAAAUGGUGUUGAAAUGCAGGGAAGGGCUCAAGAGAAGGGAGCUCGCAGCAACGGGGUGAAAGAUUCACACUUCUUCCAGAACUUUCUGUCAAACAGCUUGGAGGCAUUUGGGGAGGGAGCAGUGGGAGUGGAGGCAGAGGAGGACGAGGUUGCGGAGGAAGCCUCGGUUCACACUGAAACUGUUAAGGAAGAGAACGAGGCGGUGGUGAAACAAGAAAAGCCUCUACACUUUAGGGGCAGUAAGAACCCAGAGAUUAAACAACCACCAUCAGCCGUUACCAUCUCCACUUCCCCUCCCCCCUCUCAUUCUACCACCCCUUCAACUUUGACCGCUAAUAAGCGUAGUUCUACUAGCACGGUGCAGAGGUCUGCUCGCUCAGCCAAAGCCUCACUGACAGCCCUGUCUCUCUCCAGUCCUUCCUCAUCCUCAUCUCCUCUUCUUACACCCGCUGGCCGACCACGGAAAACCAAGGAACAACUGGACAUACUAAAGGAGCACUUCUUGCGUUGCCAGUGGCCUAAGAGUGAGGACUACACCCAGCUGGUAGAGCUCACAGGCUUGCCUCGUGCAGACGUCAGCCAGUGGUUUGGGGAUACGCGCUAUGCUGUUAAAAAUGGUCAGCUACGUUGGGUGCAGGGGGUCCGUGAGCAAUUCCGAGAGCAAUUCCUGGCUGAACUAGCCACACAGCAAAAUGGCAGUGGUGGAAACGGUUCCAGUGGAACUCCUCGGGUUACGGGUAGCCGCAAACGAAAGUCUCAAGUGAAUGGCGCAACAGCACCAACAUCCACUGCAGAUUCCCCGGACAUCAAUCCGCUGGAGGUUUACCAUCGCUCGACAGGGGUUCUUCAUGAGAAAGACCUAGAUGCCCUUUGCAAAAAAUCACGAAUGAGCUACCAGCAGGUGCGGGACUGGUUUGCAUCUCAGGAGAGCAAGGCAUUUGACCCAGAGCCCAAUGUUACUGAUUGAGAAGAGGAACUUGUGGAAUGGUAGGGGUUGGAAAAUAGCAGUGUCUCUUUUUUUCCCACUUUUUUGAGGACAAGACUGAUCAUGUUUUACCCAGAAUUUCUCAUAAAUUUGACAAACUUUUCAUAUUGAAUUACUUUGCUUUAAUGUGAGCAGGUGUGACUCUUAAAUGCUUAGUAUCAGCACAGAUUUUGCGACUGUGCUGAACUAUUGCGGCAUUCUCUUUUUUUUCCCCCAUAAGUUUGGACUUUAAAUCCUGAUGGUGCUGCCUACUGUAGACAGGACAGUACAUAGUACACUGGUUCAAUCCCCCCCCCCCCCCCCCCCCCCCCCACAUACCUAUUUUGUUUGUGCUAUAUCAUUUGUAGUCCAGUAUUGUAGCAACAUAUUAACUGGAUAAAAAGUAUGUAUUGGUUGGAGCUCCUUAGGUACUGUAGUUUAGUUCUGUAUUUUACAGAAGUGAAACUGCACUGGAAAAACCUAAAAAUAUAUUUUAUGAGUCUUAGGGUAAAGACACUGAUUAAUCACUUAAUGUAGAAAUCAUUCCUUUACAACCUACAUGUCCUUCUUACAACAACCAACUGGACAUCCACACAAUACUUCUGAAUAGACAGGUUGCACUUGAAUUUUUGAGCCCUAACAUUUUAGCUGUGAUAAUGUUUAUUAAAUGCAUUCCUUUUCAGAAAAAUUGAAUUCCCAUUAAAAUUGUUAUGCAGUUUGCACUGACCUGCAAUGUUUUAAAGUGAAUUUCAAUGUCCACGAAGACUACAAGUUCAAACCAUAUUUUGGAUAAACUGAAGAACUGCACUCUUUGGUCCGGUAUAAUCCUGUAUUUUUCACUCUGCUCACCUGUCUCAAUUUCUGUUUACCUGUGAAGGGCUGCAAUACAGGCUUAUUUUAUCAUUGGGUUUUCAGUUGAUUUCACCUAGUCCAUGCCCCAGAUUAGUGGGAACAGUAUUCUUCCUAUAUUGAGCAUUUGUGUGAGGUGAUUGAGGGGCAAAAGAAGGCACUGGAAUUGUGUAAUCCAACCAAAUUCAGUUCAGCAGAGAAGGGAUUGAAGCAUAAUAGAUUGUCUUAGUCCACUUUAAUCCAAAGCAAUAAAUAGUGUUUUGUGCAGGCCA
Oncorhynchus kisutch (coho salmon) is the source of this 3816-nucleotide messenger RNA. It is a transcript of the gene homeza, whose product is annotated as homeobox and leucine zipper encoding a. Gene Ontology annotation, biological process: regulation of transcription by RNA polymerase II. Gene Ontology annotation, molecular function: DNA-binding transcription factor activity, RNA polymerase II-specific; DNA binding. The coding region runs from base 620 to 2698 and encodes 692 amino acids. The transcript has 4 exons. Lineage: Eukaryota; Metazoa; Chordata; Actinopteri; Salmoniformes; Salmonidae. Gene Ontology annotation, cellular component: nucleus. The record is from RefSeq and is a predicted model, not a curated record.